This is a messenger RNA of Triplophysa dalaica, 1585 nucleotides long. It is a transcript of the gene stambpa, whose product is annotated as STAM binding protein a. Lineage: Eukaryota; Metazoa; Chordata; Actinopteri; Cypriniformes; Nemacheilidae. Gene Ontology annotation, cellular component: cleavage furrow; endosome. The transcript has 10 exons. Gene Ontology annotation, biological process: protein K63-linked deubiquitination. Bases 209 to 1480 code for a protein of 423 amino acids. Gene Ontology annotation, molecular function: metal-dependent deubiquitinase activity; protein binding; K63-linked deubiquitinase activity. The record is from RefSeq and is a predicted model, not a curated record.
CGUCUCCGGAUUGCGCACUCGUCAGCUGAGUGCAGUGGGCGGGGCAUCAGUCGAUGCAGGAAGUGUUUUAUCAUCACAGACAUUGUAGAAACAAACAAGCAUUUCUUUCUUUACCGUGGCUAGGAAUUAUAAGUAUGUUGAUAUAAACAAAUCGUCAAAUCGUUAUUAAACACGUAAAGGACUGCGGACAAAUCAGGCUCGAGACAUCAUGACCGACCACAAUGACUGCAGUCUUUCCUCUGAGGAGAGGGUGCGUGCACUCACCAAACUGGGCAGCUCCGUGGAUGUCAGUGAAGAUGUGCCGCCCCGGCGAUACUUCCGAUCAGGAAUGGAGAUCAUCCGAAUGGCCAGCAUCUAUGCAGAGGAGGGGAAUGUAGAGCAUGCAUUUAUUCUUUUCAAUAAGUACAUUACGUUGUUUAUUGAAAAACUUCCCAGACAUCGAGAUUAUAAAACAGCCAACAUUCCUGAGAAGAAAGAAACAAUGAGGAAAUUGAAGGAAAUUGCCUUUCCGAAAGCAGAGGAGCUGAAAAUGUUGCUUCUUAAGCAGUAUGAAAAAGAAUAUGCCGAAUAUCUCGUCCAGAAGAGAGCAGAUCAGGAGGCCGAGGGUCGAGAGAAGAUCAGGCAACAGGAGCUGGAGGCCGAGCGGCAGAGACAGGCCGAGCUGCAGCAGCGACAGCGUGAACAGGAGCAGUUCAUGACCUUCGAGGAGAAGAUCCGGAGGCAGGAACUGGAGAAAGAGCGCAGGCGGAUCGUUCAGGAGUUCAGCAUUCCAGAAUCCCCAACCCUCCCCCCUGAUCUUCUGUUGCCUGGUGUGCAUGGAACUCCACAAUCUGCGUUCUCAACACCAGCGCCCCCUGGAGAAGCUCUGGACCUUAUAUCUCCGACUUCAGGGCUCCCAGCGUUUGACCGCUCUUUGAAGCCUGGUGUUCCAGUUCCAGCAGGACAAUGUGUGUCGGUAAAUGGCUUGCGUCAACUCUUUGUGCCCGCUGAGCUGUGCCCGAAUUUUUUAAAGCUGGCUGAAGGCAACACAGCGCGAGCAGUGGAGACCUGUGGCAUUCUUUGUGGCAAGCUGAUGAAGAAUGCUUUUACAGUGACACAUGUGAUCGUGCCCAAGCAGUGUGGAGGACCAGACUACUGUGACACGGAGAACGAAGAGGAACUUUUCCUUAUCCAAGAUCAGAACGACCUCAUUACACUGGGCUGGAUUCAUACCCACCCCACCCAGACAGCCUUUUUGUCCAGUGUGGACAUGCACACGCACUGUUCUUAUCAAAUGAUGCUUCCCGAGUCUAUAGCCAUUGUCUGCUCACCUAAAUUCAACGAGACGGGCUACUUCCGGCUAACGGACUAUGGGAUGGAUGAGAUCUGUUCCUGCAAACAAAGAGGAUUUCACCCACAUCCAAAGGAGCCUCCACUCUUUUCUGCUAGCCGCCACACCACUAUUACUGAUGGAAGUGUGACCAUGCUGGAUCUGCGGUGAUGUCAUGUACGCUGCUUUAGAAGACGUGCCUUCGCUCCUGACAUCUCAGCAACAAACUGGCCAAGAAUCUCCCUAUGGGCUAAAUAAAGCACUACGCUGAACAUC